UGUAGCCUAUCUGUUGCUGAAAUGUGAAUUUUAAAGUACAUGCUUGGGUUUUCUUGUUUGAAAGGAGAUGUGGUCAACACUUGUAUUCAUGGCCUCUACCCCCUAACGCUACAUCAUUAUAUAUUGAACAAGCUCUUUUGUGACUGAGAUAAUUAAAGCAAUCCGGAGAAGUCAUAAUCCCUUUUUAAAUGAACAAGCUUGUUUGGGCUAGGUGAGGUAAGGGGGCAGACCUGAUGAAAAAUGUAUAUCAUAGUGCACCAAUGGCAGAACAGCAGCAUUGAAGAAUAGUUAUUGAAGGUGUGAUUCAUGUCUCACUCAGUAUCUAUAAACUUAAGUCAGACUCUGCGGACCAGGCAGCUGCUCGUAGACUUUGAUGGUGACCAACCUAUUUUGAGUCUCAGGCCACCGCUGGACCUGGUUAACGUCCCAUCCACCUCCCGUCUCCGCUGGCCCAUAGAGAGUGAGGUCAUCAGCGAAAUCAUCCAUCACAUAGAGUGGGACCCCCCAGAGCCAGAGCCUUUCUACCAGCCUACAGGACUUGAGAGGACACCCAUGCCAGCAGGAGAGGGGAGGGGGAAAGUGGUAUACUGCAUUGACCAUGCCACUAAGUUUCCGUUUUUCGACAACGCCUGUUACGGAGGAAGCGGUCAGCCCAUUAAGAAGUCCACUUCUUAUGACAAUCAGACAGACUUCACCCUUGAGUUUGAGUCACGCUUUGAGAGUGGCAACCUUCAGAAGGCUGUGCAAGUGGGUGUCUAUGACUAUGAGCUCACCCUGCGCACAGACUUGUACACCAGAAAGCACACGCAGUGGUUUUACUUCAGGCUCAGGAACAUGAAGGCUGGAGUGACCUACCGCUUUACUAUCAUCAACUUGAUGAAAAGCAGAAGCCUGUAUUGUCAGGGUAUGAGACCACUCCUCUACUCUGAGAGGGCUGCCAACGAGACAUGUGUUGGAUGGCAACGCACCGGCGGCAAUAUCAGAUACUACCGCAACUGCAAUAAGACCAAGGACAACAACAGCGACACAAUGGCCCAGUACUCACUCACCUGGACUCUCCAGUUCCCUUAUGAGUCAGACACCUGCUACCUGGCGCACUGUUACCCCUACACCUAUUCCCGCCUGCAGCGCUACCUCAGGCGCAUUACUUCCAACCCAACAGUUACAUCAUACUGUACACUGAGGGUGCUGUGUAAAAGCCUUGCUGGAAACCUUGUGUAUUUGGUCACAAUAACAACCCGGGGGAGCGGCAGGGUGGAGGGUAGGACCAAAAAGGCUGUGGUGGUGACGGCUCGAGUGCACCCUGGAGAAACCAACGGAUCCUGGAUGAUGGAGGGGUUCCUAGACUUCCUGCUUGGGGACUCAGAAGAUGCUCAGCUACUCAGGGACACUUUUGUCUUUAAGGUGGUGCCGAUGCUGAACCCAGAUGGUGUCAUAGUGGGCAAUUACCGCUGCUCUCUGGCAGGCAGGGACCUCAACAGAAAUUACAAGACUCUGCUUAAGGACGCCUUCCCCUGUGUGUGGCACACCCAAACUAUGGUGGAAAGGCUGAUGGAUGAGAGGGAGGUAGUUCUUUACUGUGACUUUCAUGGCCACAGCCGUAAAAACAAUGUCUUCAUGUACGGUUGUCACAACCGAGAUGAUGCCUCUCAGAAGCUUCACGAGAGAGUCUUUCCGCUGAUGAUGAGCAAGAAUGCCAGUGAUAAGUUCUCCUUUAAAAGUUGUAAGUUUCGGGUGCAGAAGAGCAAAGAUGGAACAGGACGAAUCGCCAUGUGGAGACUUGGCAUCAAAGACAGCUAUACUAUGGAGGCCACCUUUGGAGGCUCCACUCUGGGCGACAGGAAAGGAACACAUUUUACUACUCGAGACCUGAAGUCCCUCGGCUUCUGCUUUUGUGACACCCUGCUCGACUACUAUGAUCCAGAUCCAUCAAAGAUCACUUACUGUCUGACAGAACUGGCAGAGUUGUUGAGAAAGGAGGUCAGAGAGAAGCUGGGUAAAGAUUUUGGCACUGAAUGUAACUUCUCUGUGACCGACCUGGAAAGCAGUAACAGUGGUUCAAAUAGUUCAGAGUCUGAUGGACUCCCAGUUCAUUUACUAAACCAUCCAGAGCAAACUCCAGUGAAGAAGAAAAAGAAACGCUUGAGGAGUUGUAAAAAGAGAAACAGACUGCGACCAGAGGGAGUGAAGACAUUAAUAGAGUCCAACCUGCCCCAUGAAGACACAGUUAAAGAGAGCAUCCGAGAGAGGCCUGUUGGAAGACACAGGAAAACAUGGCAGGUUGAUGGUCGGAUGAAAAAAGCUGGGAUCCAUCUUCCCACCACUCCCCCUGGAGAGGUCAGUCAGGUGACUCUGUGUCAGGGCUGCGAGCCUGUCAAGGAUUAUGGAAACUGGAAAUCUGCAUACCCGGGUUUCAGGGUAAAAGCAUGUCCACAUCUCAGCCCAUUGUCAGCUCUGUCACCUCACACAGAUAACCUGGGGAUGUAUGCAGGACAGUGGAGAUGCUCCUCUCAGCUGCUGCACCUGAGUACUGUCCUUCCACCUUCACCGAAUUUCAUACAUUCCAACCAGCACCCGUAUCGCUGCCCCCGACAAUCUUUCGUCUCCUAUAACGACUACAGAGGGCUGCCACCUUCCCUUACAGCGCCCCACAGGUCUUCCUCAUCCAUGUACGUCAAGAUGGCUCCAACAAAGCGCUUGCUAUCAAGUUUGACCACUGACAAGUUCAACACUCGGCAUAUUUUUAGAGACAGAAACUCUUUACGGGCCUCAGAACGUUACUUUGUGCCUGAGGAUUCCUCCAUCUCACACGCAGACAUAACCAAAACCAAGCGGCAGAAUGAGGAACAGGAAGAAGAUUACCCAGAAGGGUUGUCACUGUUCAGAUGUGUACGCCUUGAAGGGCAGAACCAGAGACCUGAAUUCCCCCGAAGAGAAACUGAUUUGCGCAACAAUUUAUUUGUGCCUGUUCUGAGGGGCACAGACCUGGGAGGAAAAAGAUUAUCCAAAGAGACUUUGGAAGACAAAAGACACAUAGAUGUUUUAUCCCCCGUGUCAAAGCCUUCAGGCCUCGUGAAGGUGGAACUUCCAGGUCCACAGAGUGACACUAACGAUAGGCUUCAGACUAACGACAUCAGGCACUAUCCCUCUGAAAGAGAAAGCCAAACAAGUUCCCAGCAUAACCGAGAAAGAGUCUAAUGGCCUCAAUCAGAGUCAUCAGGAUGAGAACAGUGACAAGGAUGAACUUGUAGUAGUCUGGCAAUGCAGGAUACUGGUAGAAAUGACAAUUGCAACAAUGUAAUUAAAUUAAUGGAAUUUAAAGGACUUGUUUUUAGGUCUAAUGCUGACCGUUGAAAUGAAUGCCUGUAAAAAUAAA
Molecule: messenger RNA, 3376 nt
Organism: Cottoperca gobio
Lineage: Eukaryota; Metazoa; Chordata; Actinopteri; Perciformes; Bovichtidae
Gene: agbl2
Product: AGBL carboxypeptidase 2
Biological process (GO): proteolysis
Molecular function (GO): metallocarboxypeptidase activity; zinc ion binding
Source: RefSeq, a predicted model, not a curated record